UGUCAGUGUCAUCUUUGACAAAUUGACAAACAUGGACGAGUGCAAUGGCAAUUUUUUAUGAAUUUAAAGAAGUAAAUUCGCAAGAAAAAAAAGUAAUCGCAAAUUUAAUUCCUUUGUCUUGUGUGGAUGCUCUCAACGAAACAAUGUCAUCAGACAGUAGCGAAGAAAUGGACAUUCAACAAGAGCUCCAAAAUAUUGAAAAUGUUAUCAGUUUAACUCGGGCAAAUAUCGAUGCCCUAAAUGCCAAGUUUGCCGGCUUUCAGCAUCCACCGUCAAUGUACAUUAAAGAAUACGAAGAUUUAACGUCCAAACUUCACGAGCUUGAAUCUAAAGAAAUGAGACUGAUGGAACAGCUUAGUAAUGGAAAAGACUCUCCAGAAGAUCCUAGUGAGCCCGAGCCUGAACCUUACUAUCUACAAUACGAGGAAGCUAAGCCGCAGUACGACACUCUUAGGCCUAAAUUUCUGCGGGCUUAUCUACCUAACGAGCAACGAACGAGUGUUCAAGUGCGUAAGGGACUUUCACUAAGAGAUGCUUUGUCAAAAGCGAUGAAACUUAGAAAUUUAGUGUGUGAGACGUGUAGGGUAUAUCCUGGAUUUGUACCGUCAGAAGAACCCAUCAACUGGGAUACAGAUAUUAGUACCUUAGACUGUGGUGAAAUUACUGUUAAAAUUUUGGACAAGAUUCCUAUUCCUACUAGUAUUUCACAUAAUUUUGUUAGAAAGACUUAUUUUUCGCUAGUUUUUUGUGAGUGCUGUAGAAAACUGUUAUUUCAAGGUUUUUACUGUAGGACUUGUGGCUAUAAAUUCCAUCAAAAGUGUUCUAAUCAAGUACCAUCUCUGUGUCACCAGGUUCGAAUGACAGAUGACUACUAUAGAGCAUUGUUAGCAUUACCUGCAGAUUCCAGUCCGGCUGGUAUUCUACAUACUGGACAAGCUGAAUUGGGCCCGCCCCAUAAACAGGGGAGACAUUCAGGCACUUUGGGACAUCAUGAUCGGUCUAGUUCUGCCCCUAAUGUUUGUUUAAAUAGCGUUAAAGCUUCUGGAGAUGAAUAUCCAAAAGUGCUGUCUCUAACCAGAGCGCUCGAAGGAGAAUCGUCCCCGCAUUGUAGAAGCACCCAAGCAUCUCCUACAGGAUCGCUACAACCCCGACGGCAACGGGCCCGUUCGGCAGACGAGAGCAAACCCCUUCUAGCACCACGUGAGAGUAUCGAAGACUGGGAAAUUCCCGCUGACGAGAUCCUUGUCGGUGCCCGAGUUGGAUCAGGAUCCUUCGGAACCGUAUAUAAAGCCCAUUGGCACGGACCUGUAGCAGUAAAAACCCUUAACGUGAAAAUUCCAACAGUAGCCCAAUUACAGGCGUUUAAGAAUGAAGUGGCGGUCUUAAGGAAAACUCGGCAUGUGAACAUUCUGCUCUUCAUGGGUUGUGUCAGCAAACCACAGUUGGCUAUUGUAACGCAAUGGUGCGAGAGUUCUAGUUUGUACAAACAUUUACAUGUGUUAGAAACAAAAUUUCAAGUAUUUACGCUUAUAGAAAUAGCUAGGCAAAUAGCACAAGGAAUGGAUUACCUUCAUGCGAAGAAUAUCAUCCAUAGAGAUCUUAAAUCUAAUAAUAUAUUUUUACAUGACGACUUGACAGUGAAAAUUGGCGAUUUUGGUCUAGCUACAGCUAAAACUAGAUGGUCUGGUUCUCAACAAUUCCGACAACCAACUGGUUCCAUCCUAUGGAUGGCACCUGAGGUCAUUAGGAUGCAAGAAGAUAAUCCGUACAGUUUCCAAUCUGACGUUUACGCAUUUGGUAUUGUGAUAUUCGAGAUGUUAGCGGGACAGUUGCCUUACUCUCACAUUAAUAACAAGGAUCAGAUUCUCUUUAUGGUCGGCAGAGGAUACCUAAAACCUGACCUUACUAAACUUAGGUCCGACACAUCAAAAGCUCUCAGACGGCUGACAGAAGACUGCAUCAAGUUCGAACGAGAAGAACGGCCGCUGUUCCGUCAGAUCCACGCCACCCUCGAAGGACUACUAAGCAAUCAUCCUAAAAUCAGCAGAUCAACGUCGGAACCCAACAUGAACAGGACGCAUCUUCAAUCCGACGACUUCAUCUACACUUGCUCGAGCCCCAAAACGCCCGUGCACUACGGCCCGGGCAGUUUUCUCUUUUAUUCAAAUAAUUCUGGUAACAUUUGAGUUCUCAGAUGUGAUGUUGUCUAUUCUCUUAUGUGAGUGAUAAAUGUUGAAGAGUUUUACUUCAGUGCUCUACGUCCUAAUUGUUUUCUAUCUGUUGUUGAGGAGAGAUCAGUGGAAUUAUAUGAUUUUAGCGAUUGGAAUUGAUCUUAGACUAUUUGAUAAUGUCAAAAUAGCUGUUUUAAAAAUUUGACUUGAAAACGAAUCACGUAUUCUCUGGAUUUAGCAACUAUUUAUUUGCCAUAGUUUUAAUUUUCUGUGACUUUAGUGUCAAAAUUAUUUUUUAUUUAUUUUUUUUAAUUAUUGCUGGAUAUAUACAAAGAUAUUGACUUAUAUUCAGUAUAAUUGAAUUCUUUAUUAAAGAUGUAUUAUUACACAAACACAAUUGUUGCAUGCAUAUGUUUUUCAAUAUUUUUGUUUCCCACAUUCUUCUCACUGGUAUGGUAUCUUUCAUCCGGUGUAAGUAACCCCACCAACUCGGCUGUCUCUGAUCAAUAAACUCCAAUGUGGAUUGUAUUUUUAUUUCGUUCCUUAUAUUUGUGUUCCUUAUUCUAUCCAUUUUGGUAACACCUUCUUAAAAACAUCGGUACGAACAGUGCGAACAGGUCUAUAAACGGCUUUGAAAACUUUAAUUUUUGUCAUACUUUAAUAUAACUUUAAUUUACUGUUCUUUUGAAAAUCUCAGGAUGUGUUACCAAAGAAAGUAUUCCACCUGUUGUCAAUCUGGUGGUAUGGGAACGAUAUUUAUUUUCGUUUUCUGUGCUACUUCGAUUGAUAACUUACUUUGUUUUUCGGUAGAUGGCUCUAGUUCAUCCGUGACAUUUCUUUCUUUGCAAUUCUUUUUCUUCUUUAGGUGCCGUGUCUGUAUUCAGACGUUGGCCGUCAUCAUGUUUACAAUUUCCUGAAAUCUCUCUAUCGGCUGCUGCGCGAAAUAAUUCUUCUACUGUGCAGCCACACCAUUGUCUAAUAUUACGCAGCCAUGAAAGUUUCUUUCGACCAAUCCAUCUCUUUCCCUCCACUUUUCCUUGUAUUAUAAGGCGAAGCAGAUGGUAUUUAGGUCCUCUAAUUAUAUGGCCGAAGUAUUAUGUUUUUCUCCUCUUUAUGAUGCUUAUGAGCAGACGUUCCGAAUUCAUCAUUUGAAGAACAUCUUCAUUGGAAGUGUGCGAAACCCACGAUAUCUUUAGGAUUCGUCGAUAGCACCACAAUUCGAAUGCUUCUAUUUUGUUUAGCAUUGUGGUUUUUAAU
This is a messenger RNA of Diabrotica virgifera virgifera (western corn rootworm), 3428 nucleotides long. RefSeq names its product raf homolog serine/threonine-protein kinase Raf. The transcript has 7 exons. Lineage: Eukaryota; Metazoa; Arthropoda; Insecta; Coleoptera; Chrysomelidae. The record is from RefSeq and is a predicted model, not a curated record. Gene Ontology annotation, biological process: protein phosphorylation; signal transduction. Bases 45 to 2186 code for a protein of 713 amino acids. Gene Ontology annotation, molecular function: ATP binding; protein kinase activity.